Molecule: messenger RNA, 312 nt
Organism: Cladocopium goreaui
Lineage: Eukaryota; Dinophyceae; Suessiales; Symbiodiniaceae
Source: the annotation of a GenBank genome assembly
AUGAUGCUUGAUGGUGGUCCAUUUCGCCAGGACAGCACGUCGACUCUGCCUAUGCCGGAAAACCAGCAGGAACAAUGGCCAAGCUUGAAGCAUUGCGAGGUGACUGGAAAGAAAGUCGGUGAACACUUGGCCUUUACGGAUCCUGACCUGCACAAGAAGUUGAAGCUCAGGCGAGCCAUCAGCGAAGGUCUCACGCUGGAAGAAGCCGAGCAGCAACUUGCCUUUGAGGAAAGCCAGCUCGAAGACUUUGACCUGCAGCGCAAACUCACCAUGAGGCGCGAGAUCAGUGAGGGUUCACAACACGCCACUCAG